AUGGCCCCCAUCAACUCAGAAGAAAAUACAAAACGUCAACUGUCCAAAAUUCCCCAAGAUCUAUCUGAGGAUGAGCUUGCAGACGUAGAACCAUCAUGGCAAUGGAUCUACAACUCUACCCUAACGACCGAACGAGGUGAUGGAACACAGAGCGACAGAAAACGAAGAAAAGUGACAGGCGACAGGAUUUUCGGGGCAAGGAUUGGCCAAUUUGAAUGCAGAAUUGGAGACGCUGUCAUGCUCAAAGCCGAUGGCUCUAAUGAGGCCUGGAUCGCCUUGAUCUGCGAAUUUGUUGAAGACGAUGGCGAGGGAGAGAAAGCAGCGAACUUUAUGUGGUUUUCGAGUGAAAAGGAGAUCAGAAGUAGGGAUAAGAAACGAUCCGAUUACUACCCAAAUGAACUCUAUAUCUCUCCAUCAUGGGAUAUCAACCCCCUGGCAUCAAUCAACGGCAAAGCUAAGAUCAUGUCUCAAGAUGGUUUUCUUGCGAGAUACCCCCAGGGUAAGGUUCCUCGAAAUGAUCCAGACUUCGGUAAGGUCUUUGUCUGUCGACGAGGCUGCAAUACCCGCACUGCUACAUAUACAGACGAGGUCAAGACUGGUACAAAAGUCACACGACGUCGCCGAAAGGCUCGGAGUCCAUCACCUUCUGAUGAUACUUAUCAUCCAGCUCAAAUCCCGCAGACGCCAACCAAAACAGGACGGGGAUCAGUAGCUGCUACGCCAACUUCACGAAGGAGCCAAGCCACACCAGGCUCUCGUGUCAAAAGGAGUGCAAGCAAGAGACUUGAGUUUACGCCUUUGGCCACACGCAAACUGUCGCCCAGUCAAGUUGAAUCUUCACCUUUCCAGAUAGCACGAUCUCGCCUGCAUGUCUCCUCGGUCCCAACCAGUCUUCCUUGUCGGGAAGGAGAAUUUUCUUUGGUUUAUUCCCAUCUCGAAGCAGCUAUUUCGGACGGCGCAGGUAACUGUAUUUACAUUUCUGGAACACCCGGAACAGGAAAAACAGCGACGGUCCGCGAGGUCGUCUCCAGGCUCGAAGACGCUGUAGGCUCUGAUGAGCUGGACGAUUUCAUAUUCGUGGAGAUCAAUGGUAUGAAGAUUACGGACCCUCACCAAUCCUAUACUCUUCUCUGGGAAGCCCUUAAAGGGGAGAGAGCUAGUCCAGCGCAGGCUCUUGAUCAUCUGGAACGAGAGUUCAGCAACCCCAGCCCUCGCCGAAUUCCUUGUGUUGUGCUCAUGGAUGAGCUUGACCAACUAGUCACCAAGAAUCAAGCCGUCAUGUAUAACUUCUUCAACUGGCCCACUUUACGACAUAGCCGUCUUAUUGUACUUGCAGUUGCCAACACUAUGGAUCUUCCCGAGAGAACCCUCAGCAAUAAGAUCAGCAGUCGACUAGGUCUAACACGUAUCACGUUCCCUGGUUACAAUCACGAACAACUGAUGAAGAUCAUUCAGUCACGACUAGAAGGAGUCCCUGGGAAUAUCGUAGAUCCUGACGCUAUACAGUUCGCCAGCCGAAAGGUAGCCGCAGUCAGUGGUGACGCUCGGAGAGCCCUUGACAUCUGCCGCCGAGCUGUAGAGCUCGCCGAGGCCGACGCUCCUAGUGAUCCUGCAACUCCAAGCAAGCGAGACAAUCAAACGCAACCCAAAGGUUCAGGUCGUGUUACUAUUGCGACAAUCAAGAAAGCCAUCAACGAGGCAACCACUAAUCCCAUUCAACAACACCUUCGAAGCUUGCCUUUGAUGUCCAAGCUUGUCAUGGCAGCUCUUUUGCUGCGUAUUCGAAGAACAGGUCUUGCCGAGACAACCUUCGGGGAUACCCUCGAUGAGAUACACCGUGCCUGCCUUCGAGCCCCAGCAGCACUUCCAGGUGUAGCAGCAGUUCUCAAUAAUGGCCUGAAAGGAACGCAGAUGGGAAGUCAGCGCCCAAUGACCAGACCCGGUCACAUUCACACAGCGGCGCUCGAAUUAGUAGCAGCCGGCCUGGUUAACCUUGAAGCUCAGCGCACAGAGAGGUCCAGUAAGCUCCGUCUUUCUAUUGCAGACGAUGAAGUAAAAAUGGCACUCCGUGAUGACGGAGACCUUAAGGCGUUGGGUAUCGGUGUAUAA
Molecule: messenger RNA, 2109 nt
Organism: Fusarium fujikuroi IMI 58289
Lineage: Eukaryota; Fungi; Ascomycota; Sordariomycetes; Hypocreales; Nectriaceae
Product: related to origin recognition protein Orc1p
Exons: 5
Coding region: 1-2109 (702 amino acids)
Biological process (GO): mitotic DNA replication checkpoint signaling; DNA replication initiation
Cellular component (GO): nuclear origin of replication recognition complex
Molecular function (GO): DNA replication origin binding; ATP binding; chromatin binding
Source: RefSeq, a predicted model, not a curated record